AUAGGGGAGGAUGUAAGUGCAGCUGGGGAGUGUGCAGAGCAGAUUUGGGAGGAAGGCAGGAGACAGUGCUGUGAUUCCAGCAAGGAGACAGGGAAGUAGCACAGGAUGAUGCAGAACGCUACUCCCUGCACUUAGCUACAUCAAUAGGGAAAGAAGCUGCGAUAGUAAGGAGAUGCUGCAGGUGCUUGUAUGGCUGGUACAGAGUGUGUAAAAGGCAGCUGAACUCCUGUGUGCAAACAGGUCCAUCUGAGCUGAGCUAGGGUAGAAAUCGGGGAGCAGAGAGCUCCUUUGCCAGGCAAGUUGCAGGCAGGACCUAUGUGUUCCAGACAGUCUGCUCCUAUGACACAUUGAGCGAGACCUCUCAUCCGGCCAGUGUUCAAGAGAAGCCAGAGAGACAUCUGUCCAUAUUUUUUCUGUGGCCCCGUGGGCUUCUGCCUGGGAUCAGCAUGAAGGAUCGGACCCGAGAGCUACGCACUGCAAAGGACAGCGACGAGGAUGAUGAAGUCGCUGUGGGUUUGGAUCGAGAUCGUUUCAUGGAUGAAUUUUUUGAACAGGUAGAAGAGAUCAGAGGGUUCAUUGACAAGAUCGCUGAAAAUGUGGAGGAAGUUAAAAGAAAGCACAGCGCUAUUCUUGCUUCACCCAACCCUGAUGAAAAAACAAAGGCCGAGCUGGAAGAGUUAAUGUCAGACAUCAAAAAGACAGCCAACAAGGUCCGUUCCAAGCUGAAAGGUAUUGAACAGAGCAUUGAACAAGAAGAAGCACUGAACCGCUCCUCAGCAGACUUACGUAUACGUAAGACACAGCAUUCAACACUGUCACGAAAGUUUGUUGAAGUGAUGUCCGAAUACAACGCCACCCAAUCCGACUACCGUGAGAGAUGCAAAGGCCGAAUCCAACGACAGCUGGAAAUCACUGGCAGAACCACAACCAGUGAAGAGCUGGAGGACAUGCUGGAGAGUGGAAAUCCAGCUAUUUUCUCCUCAGGGAUAAUUAUGGACUCCAAUAUUACCAAGCAGGCUCUAAAUGAAAUUGAGACGCGGCACAGCGAAAUCAUCAAGCUAGAAAACAGCAUCCGCGAGCUGCACGAUAUGUUUAUGGACAUGGCCAUGCUUGUAGAGAGUCAGGGUGAAAUGAUCGACCGCAUAGAGUAUAAUGUGGAACAUUCCGUGGACUAUGUGGAAAGAGCAGUGUCUGACACCAAGAAGGCAGUCAAGUACCAGAGUAAAGCCAGAAGGAAGAAAAUCAUGAUCAUCAUCUGCUGUGUGGUUCUGGGUAUUGUCAUUGCUUCAACGUUUGGAGGGAUUUUUGCAUAAGGCGACCGGCAGACAAUGCAUGUUCUGGACAUAGGAAGAGAUAUGCAGCACACAGUGCGUGCCCUGUCCAACAAGGCACUGGCAGUGGAAAAAAACAAAAAAAUAAAAACACUUUUUGAGUGGAGAGCCCCUCUGCAUGACAACCCUGUUGUUGUAACCCAGUGCACACACCCAGGAAGAGGCUCACUAUACUCUGCGGGAUGGGGUGGAUGGGACAUAACAAGCUUAGCCUACUAACCAAGCUGUGUUUGCCAUUAUGAUAUCCUUUCGUUUGCAAAGAGUUUCCCAGUUAUUGGACUCCUACAGGUGUUUGAAGGAUGCGGCAGAGGGUUAUCAUUCCUCCAAAGCCUUUAUUAUCCGUUCCACUGCCGACCAGAUGCCUUUUGGGUUCAAAGAAGAAUCUGCCUCUUCAGCAGCCAACUAGAUCCUAUCAUUGGGAGUAAGUGCCAAGCAAAGCCAGACUUAUUUAACUUCAUCCAUUGCACUCUUCAUGCUUUGAACUGGGACAAUGUGCUGGAGACCGUGACAAUUUCCCUUUUUGCAUGACAGGGGCUCAGUGUUUGGUUUAACUUGUUUAAAAGUUGGAAUCUGUUUUAUGUGAACCCUCUUCCGGCAACUCUUCUGAAGAGGGACGGGUGCCAUUUUGAGUUCUUUUUGUAUCUGGGUAAAUACAUUCCUUUUUGUAACUCUGUAAGAAAAAUGUCUAGAUAUAUGUGUCUCUGUGAUUACAUAUACAGAUAUGGUAUGUGUGUGUGUGUGUGUGCGCAAUCCACCUCAACCCAGAGCUGGCAUCACUGUUGUGUAAUGGCCUGUGGUCGCCAUGAAAUGUAUUUAUGUCCUGGAAGUGCUGGGUAGCCGUUAUGUGUUAACAGCCUGUACUGGCUACCUCCACUGGUGCACCGCCAAGUACAUUGUGUACGUCUCUGUGUUAUGGGUUGGGGAGUGGCGGGGAAGUGACCGCGAGGUGACGCAGCACAAUCAGUCGAGUCAGUGAUGGCAAACUGAGUCCUGAUGUGCCUUACGGCUUGUACUAGUCAGUUGCUGAUCCUUUCAGUGCUGCCAAUACUUCCCAGCUCUGAAGGGGUUGCUCACCAGCAUGCUUUGUGAGGAAAGUUUUUAUAUUUGAUGUUAAUUCUUUCUUGUGUGUUUUUUUUUUUUUGUCUGCACCCCCUUGUGUGGCAUUUAAUAAAAGAUAUGAGUUUGAGGAAAUCUUAGCAAUGAGA
Messenger RNA from Xenopus laevis (African clawed frog), 2536 nucleotides. RefSeq names its product syntaxin 1A S homeolog (gene stx1a.S). NCBI's taxonomy places the organism in Eukaryota, Metazoa, Chordata, Amphibia, Anura, Pipidae. The record is from RefSeq and is a predicted model, not a curated record. The transcript has 10 exons. Bases 447 to 1313 code for a protein of 288 amino acids.